This is a messenger RNA of Arctia plantaginis, 1428 nucleotides long. NCBI's taxonomy places the organism in Eukaryota, Metazoa, Arthropoda, Insecta, Lepidoptera, Erebidae. The record is from the annotation of a GenBank genome assembly.
AUGUCGUGUUGUAAGAGCAAAGGCCCGGGCUACGCGUCGCCUUUGGACGCCUUCAAGAAUGGCCCUCGGGAGGAGUUACUUUACGUAAUCUGUGUCCAGCCGGAUAACACUAAGCAAGACUAUUUAGCUACUGUAGACGUGAACCCUAAAUCUUCAACUUAUAGUCAGGUGAUCCACCGAACUUAUACUGGCAGCGUUGGAGACGAGCUCCAUCACAGUGGUUGGAAUGUCUGCUCUAGUUGCCACGAUGACCCUACCUUGAAGAGAAACCUCCUCAUACUGCCCGCUUUGAAGUCUGCCAAAGUUUUCGUCGUCGAUGUCGGUACUGACCCCCGUAAACCAAAAAUGCAUAAAGUAAUCGACGGCUCCGAGAUGAGGUCAUUCAACUGCAGUUUCCCGCACACGACGCACUGCCUGGCAACCGGUGAAAUCAUGAUUUCGACGAUGGGUGAUAAAGAUGAAAACGGCAAAGGGGAUUUUGUGCUCAUCGAUUCGCAAACUUUGAAAGUGACAGGAACUUGGACAAAGGGCAAAAACACCGCGAAUUUCGGUUACGAUUUUUGGUACCAACCAUACUAUGAUGUUAUGUUUGCUACAGAGUGGGGCGCACCUAAAAGAUUUAAGACUGGAUUUCACGCAGAAGACAUACAUGACAAAUCUCUCUACGGCUCAUCGUUGAAUAUUUAUAAGUGGUCCACACACGAGUUACAGCAAGUCAUAGAUUUAGGCCCCGAAGGCUGUGCACCUCUAGAGAUCAGAUUUCUCCAUGAUCCCAAAUCCGAGCAGGGAUUUGUCGGGUGCGCGGUGAACACCAACGUUUACAGAUUUUACAAAACAUCAGACGGAAGGUGGAAAGCUGAUAAAGUCAUCGACAUCCCAGCAAAAAAAAUUUCUAAAGAUGGCGUUGUGUCCGAGAUCAACGGCUUAAUGAGCGAUAUACUCAUUUCUUUGGACGACAAGUAUCUAUAUGUUUCCUGUUGGAUGUUUGGAGAAGUCAGACAAUACGAUAUUAGUGAUCCCGAACAUCCAAAGCUGAUUGAACGCGUCCAACUGGGUGGUGUAAUCGCCUCAGACCCCAAUAUUAAAGUCGUAGAGGACAAGGAAUUACAGGAAAGCCCUAAACCUGUAACGGUGAAAGGCAAGACUCUUCAAGGAGCAUCUCAGAUGUUGCAACUUUCUUUAGACGGAAAACGUCUCUACGUAUCGUCAUCUCUUUUCUCUCCAUGGGACAAACAAUUCUAUCCAAAGAUGGUUAAAGAGGGUGGGUGGAUAGUGAAGAUCGACGUGGACACUGUGAAUGGAGGCAUGAAGUUGGAUCCGGACUUCCUCAUAGACUUCGGUCAGGAACCGGAUGGCCCGGUGCUGCCACAUGAAAUGAGAUAUCCCGGCGGAGACUGUACUUCCGAUAUCUGGUUGGCGGAUGAUUAA